Messenger RNA from Dracunculus medinensis (Guinea worm), 519 nucleotides. The record is from the annotation of a GenBank genome assembly. Lineage: Eukaryota; Metazoa; Nematoda; Chromadorea; Rhabditida; Dracunculidae.
AUGUCAUCAUCGGAGCGGUGGAAUAAGGAGAAUUGUCGAGCAUGUCUGUCAGUGGAAGAAUUAAUGAAGAAAGCUCGAGAACUAAGACUGAGGAAGUUAAGAAUCGGGGCAAGUGGCGACGCAACUUCGUUGUCUUCUGCAGAAAAUGAUGCUUUAGAAGGGAGAACAAUACGAGAAGAUUGUCCACUAAAUACAGAUCAACUUGGUAGAUCGACGUGGGAUUUUUUACAUACUAUGGCCGCAUAUUAUCCAGAAAGGCCAUCGGAAGUACACAAAGCGAAUGCAAAAUCCUUUAUGUUUUUAUUAGGAAAGAUAUAUCCAUGUCAUCAUUGUGCUGAAGAUCUUCGCCGUGAUCUCGAAAAUAAACCUCCAGAAGUGGAUAGUAAAGAAGAGUUUUCACUAUGGAUGUGUGAGCUUCAUAACAGAGUUAACAAAAAACUUGGUAAACCGAUUUUUAAUUGUUCAUUAUGGAAAGAACGUUGGUUGGAUGGAUGGAAAGACGGAUCUUGUGAUUACUAA